GAAUAAAAAAAGAACUCAUCUUUUGUGUGCGGCAUUGAAUUUCAAUUGUUAUUACAAUAAAAAGACAAAUUGUUGCUAGUUUGUCCUACUUUUUCGAUACAAGUGAUAUUCGGAUAGUUCCCGCAGCGUUCAAAAUAACAGUAUAGCUGCAAUGCGCCGUAAAGCAAGCGGCGGUGUAAGUACACCGGAAAAAUCGACACCACGCCGUUCCACCCGUGGUCGCGUCCGACGCUCACCGUCGAAAUCCCCCGAACCGGAACCAGACACCGACGACCGAGAGUACGGUGCUAGUGCCAGUACGCAGGAUGAGGAGAAAAACAGCAGCUCGGAGGAGGAAACUACUAGUCGCAAAACAGGUGCGAGAGGUCGCGGAGGUCGCGGCAGAAGUGCUUCUUCACGCCGUAAGACGGAAGAAGCGACACCGUCCCGCACUCGGCGUAAUAGUCGCCGUGAGAAAGAAGUGCAAGAAGAAUUGCCUCCCGAACCAGUGCAAGCAGAAGAAAACGGAGCAGAAAAUAAAAUAGAACAAGUCGUCGACCAACCGGAUGCGGUCGACACUGUUACGACCGAAGAGGUGAUGGAUCCUAUUCCGGAAGAGACUGUUGAAGAGCUACAAUCUUCAGACACGGUCGAACCGAAUGUGGUGCAAGACGAACAAGAUGGAUGCGAGAGCACAGCUUCUGUACGUCACGAUGAGCGAGAGCACGAGGAAAGGAAUGAAAGUCCCCUUGCAAAGGCAGAAGAUUCGGAACCAGAGGCGAAGGCAUCAGAAGCAACCGUAGAAAAGGUAAGUCAUACAAAUGGUGAUGAAGAGGAGAAGGAAGAAGAAGAGACAGAUGAAGGCAACGGCAGGUCAAGAGUAAAUGAACCGGAAGAUGCUCGCGAUGAUAGCAAAACGGUCGUUAACAAUCGUUCUCGAACAAGGCAAGAAAGCGAUUCCAACGAAAGUGGACCAGAAGAAGAGCGAAGGGAUGAAGAUGAGGAUCCGAGAGCAGCAAAACGAAAUGAAAGGGAAGCAGCAGAACAAGAACGCGUUGUAACUCCGGAAGAAUCGAUGGACGCGGACGCUGUCACAUCUGGUACGGAGGAGGAAGCAAAAGUUACUGAUCGUUCCGAUAAAUCACGACACCGUGGUGAUCAGCAUGCUGCUGAGACGGAUCGCUCAAGGAAAGCUUCAGUCACGGUAUCAGACUCUCCUGAGAGUAAUGUGACGCAUGUUGCUCCUCCUAGCAAAGAGGAACCGAAGGAGGAGGAAGAAUUGGAAGCGGGCGAAAUAAAGGACACCGAUCAGAAUAUGUCGGAAUCGAACGCCAAGGAGGAAAUCAACGUAAAGGAAGCACCUCGUAUCCGACCCCUCCAACGUAAGCGUCGUUGGUUAACGUCGAAGAAUACCGAUAGCAAACCGGCAGUCAUUACCAUUUCAACGGAUUCGUUAAAGAAUAUUAUUUCCGACGUGAAACCAGUUCCGUUGUCAGAUGUAAAGCUGGAAUCCUCAUCGGAACCAGAAGGUGCAGACGAAGCAGCAAGUGCCGAAGAAAACGACAAAGAUCGUGUGAGACGCAAGCUUCGUGAAUCGAAUGAAUCGUUCACACAGUUGCAACAGCAACCAUUACCACAACGACAACGCUUAUCGAAGUCGGCAGAAAAAGAAAAUAUUGCUAUCGAAGGAACCGAAGCUGAUACUAAUGGUGAUGCUUCGGUGGUGUUAGCUGGUAAACAAAAGGUAACUACAGAAAAGAUCGCUCUGUCCCGCAAGAUCAGUAUCGUAAGCGACGACGGAAGUACGGUCGGUACUACGGCACCGGUCGUUCGACCGCCAAGUCCCGCAAAGCAUCUUACGAGCAAUAUAUUGUAUAUUACGAACCUGGUGCGACCUUUCACUGUGCUGCAACUAAAGGGGUUACUUGCAAGGACGGGCAAGAUAGUAGAGAACGGGUUCUGGAUUGAUAAGAUCAAAUCGAAGUGCUAUGUUAAAUACGAAACGGAAGAUGAAGCAACGGAAACACGUCACGCUCUUCACGGUAUCCGUUGGCCGACUUCGAAUCCAAAGUGUUUGGUAGUGGAUUUUGGUAGUGAAGAAGCGAUGGAUAAAGCUAUCCUUUCGACUCUCGAAGAUGGUGCCCUUCGUGCUACCAUGGAAGGUGCAAAGGAGGGAAAAGAAUUCGGUUGGUCACGUGAUGCAUCUAAGAAAGAGGAGACUGUACGUCGCGUCCGUGAAUGGGAUCUUGGCAAGAAGGAUGCUUUUGAUCAGGAACGAGACGGUAGGGGAGGACGUGAUCGAGAGCGUGAAGGCGUUGGAUUGACAGAUAAAGACAAGGGAGCAGAUCGGACGGGGCGUGAUCGGGAACGUGGACGCGAAAUGGAGGAAGGGCAACGUGAUGGACGAGGCAAUCGGCCCGAUGGUGCUCCUGGUGACCGAAGUUUAGAACGAAAGCGUUCUGCUGAACGUGAAUUUGGUCGAGAAAGAAGACGCAGUACUAGUGUAUCACCAGCGAGAAAAUUCAAGAAGAAGGAAAAUGAACCUCCAAUAAGGCUGCUAGAUGAUUUGUUCAGAAAAACGAAAACGACACCAUGCAUAUAUUGGUUACCGCUCACCACGGAACAGAUUGCCGUAAAGGAAGAGCAACGGCGUAAAAACAUGGCUGAACAUCAACGCCGUGUCGAGGAACAGCGCAAGCAGGAGGAAGAGCGUGAACGUGAACGGAAGCGCGAACGGGAACGUCGUGACCGGGAACGUGAGCGAGAGCGCGAACGGGACCGCGAGCGUGAUCGCGAACGUGAUCGCGACCGCGAUCGCCGUCGGUCACGCUCCCGCGAACGCAGCCGUGACGAUGGUGGCCGACGCAGGCACAGAUAAGAACAUUUUUAACAAAUUUAGCUUCAUUUUUCAAAAAUCAUUUACCCUACCGGCUUUGAGCAUAAAACCCAGCGGAGGAGAAGAGGAAGAACAUGGGAAAGACACAGCUUGGGAGAGUUUUAAAUGUUGUAUAGCAAAUUUCUAGGAGUAAUCAUAUGCCUAGGAAUGGCCUUAAUUCGAAAGGCUUCGAAACAGAUCCAAAAACAUUGAUCGAUGUAUGAAUCCAUUAAUUGAUGCACAUUAAGGAAGGCAUAUUUGGAUAGUGACUAGAAUAAGCACAUGAAUAUUAUGCUUUCUGCAUCCUAUAUGCGCGCGCUUGUCACUGUACGUGUGUGUCAUAAUCACUUUCCUAUGGGUAUUUUCUCCCAUUAGGACAAUAUGUUUGAUAGUCAGCUAGCAAAAAAGGAAUUCGAAUAUUUCUAUGCAUAGAUGAUCUCUUUCCUCUGUACCUUAAAAUACUAUUUCACGUACAGGUUCGUUUUUACGAAACAAGAUAGCCUAUUACCGUCGAUCACUUGCUUGUUCGCAAUCGUUCAUGUAUCGAUUUACAUGUUUGUCAAUGUUUUCGUAUGCAUUGAUACUUAAUCGAAAUCGUACUAUCCAUUUUAUUAGUCAUAAUACAUCAGUUGGUAAUACUGUGCA
Messenger RNA from Anopheles moucheti, 3499 nucleotides. RefSeq names its product apoptotic chromatin condensation inducer in the nucleus (gene Acn). Lineage: Eukaryota; Metazoa; Arthropoda; Insecta; Diptera; Culicidae. The coding region runs from base 152 to 2857 and encodes 901 amino acids. The record is from RefSeq and is a predicted model, not a curated record. The transcript has 6 exons. Gene Ontology annotation, molecular function: RNA binding.